Molecule: messenger RNA, 2253 nt
Organism: Camellia sinensis
Lineage: Eukaryota; Viridiplantae; Streptophyta; Magnoliopsida; Ericales; Theaceae
Product: putative pentatricopeptide repeat-containing protein At3g23330
Biological process (GO): RNA modification
Molecular function (GO): RNA binding; protein binding
Source: RefSeq, a predicted model, not a curated record
AAAAAAAAAGACAUUUUUUGGAUCCUCCUGUGGUUGGCAAAGUACACAAACACGACUCUGCUACUCUGCUUGUUCUUGAUUCUAUAUGAUCAUCCUCUUCUCCGCUCGCAAUACAUUUUCAUUCACUCGUUUAACCUUUCGUCACUACACUUCUUCUUCCCCUCUUCUCGACCCAUCUCUCUGUCUCCUCCAACUUCUCCAAUUCUCGAUCGACCAUCAAUCUCUGAAUCUCGCCAAACAGUCCCAUGGCCGUGUCUUCCAUCUGGGUUUCGACCAACACUCUCUCAUUGCAACAAAGCUCAUCUCCGCAUACUCUCUUUGCAAAAACCCAUCUCACGCGCGACACGUUUUCGACUCGGUUCGAUUCAAGAAUGUGUAUUUAUGGAACACAAUGAUUAAUGGGUACGCAAGAAAUUAUCUGUAUAAUGAGAGUUUUGAAUUGUUUAAUCGAAUGUGCCGAAGUGAGGACUCGCCUGAUGAUUUCACAGUUUCGACUCUUUCGAAAGUUUGCGGUGAAAUCGGAAACUUGUAUGCUGGGAAAGCGAUUCACGGCGUGUGUAUACGAACUGGGUUUGUUUCGGAUACUGUUGUUGCCAACUCAAUUGUGUCUAUGUAUUGUAAAUGUAAGGAUUUUAUUGAAUCCCGCAAGGUGUUUGACGAAAUGCCGCACAGGAAUAAUGCCUCUUCUUGGAACGCUCUAAUUGCAGGUUUCAUGGCUUCUAGGGAGUGUGCUUUUGAUAGUUAUAUAUGGGAAUUGAUUAAAUAUAUGCAGAUUGAAAAGUUGAAACCCGACGCAUUUACUGUUUCGAGUCUCCUUCCUCUGUGUGGGGGAGAUGCUGAGAAAUUGAAUUAUGGAAAGGAGCUUCAUUGUUACAUUGUAAAGAACGAAUUGGAUUUGGGUUUGGGUUCAGGUUCUGAUGUUCAUUUAGGAUGUUGCUUGAUUGAUGUGUAUUCAAGAAGCAAUAAAAUCAAUGUGGCUAGACGGAUUUUUGACCGCAUGAAGUCUAGAAAUGUUUUCGCUUGGACAGCUUUGAUCAAUGGCUACGUACAGAAUGGAGCAUUCGACGAAGCCCUGGUUCUUUUUCUUGAAAUGCAAGUGAGGCAUCUAGUAGAACCCAACAAGGUCUCCCUUGUGAGUGUUCUCCCCGCUUGUAGUUCGUUUGCUGGUUUAAUGGGUGGGAAACAAAUCCAUGGAUUUGCCAUCAGAAAGGAAUUGAAUGAUGAAGUUUCUUUAUGCAACGCUCUGAUUGAUAUGUAUUCCAAGUGUGGGAGCUUAAAUUGUGCAAGACGAGUCUUCAACAAUCAUUCUUUUCGUAAAGAUUCAAUAUCUUGGAGUUCGAUGGUUUUUGGAUAUGGGUUGCACGGCAAGGGUCAAGAAGCCAUUUGUUUGUAUGAGGAAAUGCUUCAGCUUGGGAUUAAACCAGACGUGAUUACAAUAGUGGGUGUGCUCUCUGCUUGUGGUAGAUCAGGAUUGGUAAAUGAAGGGCUUGAUAUUUAUAAAUCAGUUGUACAAGAUUAUGGAAUUAAACCGACACUGGAGAUAUGUGCUUGUGUGGUCGAUAUGUUAGGUCGAUCAGGCCAGCUGAUGCAAGCAUUGGAUUUCAUCAAGACAAUGCCUAUGAAACCUGGUCCUAGUGUUUGGGGUGCUCUUCUUAGUUCUUCUCUACUUCAUGGGAAUUCUGAGAUGCGCGAUCUGGCUUAUAAGUUCCUUACUCAGAUAGAACCGGAGAACCCUUCUAAUUAUGUCUCACUUUCAAACUUAUAUGCUGCUUCUAAGAAGUGGGAUGUUGUGGCUGAAGUGAGAACAAUGAUGAAAGAAAAACAACUAAGGAAGUUGCCUGGAUGCAGUUGGAUAACAAUUAGUAGCGAAACUCACAGCUUCUAUGUUGCUGAUAAAAUCCAUCCUUGUUCUGAUAGGAUUUAUGAAAUGCUGCAUGAACUCUUUCUAGCAAUGAAGGGAGACAAUAAUUUUGCAGAUUAUGAAUAUUUGAUGUAGAUUUUGGGUAUUAGAGGUAAUCAGGACAUUGCAUUGUGCCUAAGUUCUGUAGUGCUACAACGGACGGAGUGGCUUGAAAUAUUAAGAAUAUUUGAGAAUAAAGAAAAUUGACUUAUUAUCUUUAAUUCAAACUGUCAUCAUCAAAAUUAAGGUCAAUUAUCAUCAGGAUUGCCUCUAGUCUAUAAAAGUGGAACGGGCAUGCGGUCUUGCUGUAAGCCUCACCUCAAGUCUCAUUCAAGUGAUCUAAAUCGUUCAUU